Entamoeba invadens IP1 is the source of this 2424-nucleotide messenger RNA. RefSeq lists its product as hypothetical. The record is from RefSeq and is a predicted model, not a curated record. NCBI's taxonomy places the organism in Eukaryota, Evosea, Mastigamoebida, Endamoebidae. Bases 1 to 2424 code for a protein of 807 amino acids. The transcript has a single exon.
AUGGAAGUUUAUAAAAAGAAGAGUUAUGGAAGAGAUUCAUUUUACGACUUCUCAAAACAAACCCACUACGAGUUUAGAGACCUCAAUCAAAUAACUGCCGAGACAUUAAAUAAUAUACUUCACCAAAACGCGUGCCCUGGAAACUACAUUUUCUUGAAGACAGACGAUCCAAAAGAAAUCCAAACUAUAUUAGAUAAGAAAGACAUAAGAGGAAUACUCCAAUUCUACCCGGAAGGCGUCGAUAGUAUAUACUUGUGCUAUACAGAAGAGAAAGACUUUCAACAACAAGUGAGUGGUAUAAUGAGUCAGAUCAUUGUUACGUAUUAUGAUAACUAUACAAGUCUAUUGCUUGACUGGUCGAGGUUUGCGAAUACAAGAUUGGGACCAAAUGGUGAAAACAAAGCUUUAGCUGUAUUUCGAGACGAAAACAAUUAUUUGGCAUUCAAGAAGAUGAUUGAAACACUGAAGAAAAUACACUGCGACUAUAGCGUCAAGCCAGAAUACGAGUUCGACCUGGUUGACUACAACAGCAUUUCGUUGUUUGACUUGGACGUCGAGCAUUUGAACCAAAGUAUUUACAGGCAAUUCGUCGUGAAUGUCGUGAGUUGUAAGGACGAGAACAUUGCAACGAAAUUUCCCGAAACGUUAAUCCGGAACAACACCGUGCAACGCCUCAUCGACUCGUUCCGAACAACAAAAGCCAUUCGCGUGAAAAAGUCCGAGUUGCUCACAACUCCUCAAAACAUCGAAAUUGUAACAAACGAAAUUGCUUCCUUCAGACAUUUAUUCACAAUAUCGACAAAAGAACACACAUCGUUUGAAACUAUCUUCUGGGAGCGAGCGAAAAAGUAUCCACAAGACUCGGAAAUUUAUCAGUUCCUUGUCAAGUGGUAUGCAAAGAAUGGGCAACUCUUUUGGGUGUAUCAAAUCAUUCGAAUGAUGUGUUCGAUCAUUUCAAGUACCUUCUUGGCUUACUUUUUGGCACCAAACCAUUUGGAUGGAAUCACGGAGAUCAUGUCACACAACAUUCUUUUAAAGAAGUGUAAACGAACUGACUUAGCGAAAGGGUAUGUACCGGCAACAACAAACGAAGAUAUGGACUAUCCACAAGUCUUAAAGGAUAAAUUGUGUGAAGUGUCGAAAGUGACUUACGUCAGACAAGUCGUGUUGGCGCUCUACAUAUCGGAUAUCACAUCCGACUUGAUGAGAAUGCUUCUGAUUGAACGGAGAGGCCAGAUCGUCGACCUUGUAUUCAACGACAGGAAUCUGAGCUCACACAUUUACUGUCUCUUUGAAAAGGGCAGUUUGAAACAACGGUUUAAAGUAUUAACGUUGUGUUGUUUGAUGAUGAAAACCAUUCAGAACAAGAGUGUAGGAGCAAUCAAAGACAUAGAUAGUCAAUAUAGUGCGUACUCUGAAUUGAAUGUCUUUGAAAUGAUGAUUGAAGCGUUGAAAGAAGAGGGGUACGACAUGAGGAGUAGAGGUGUCGAUUUGAUGCAAACGAUGUUAUUAGUCGACCAACAACGAUUCAAUCAGAAGAUGUAUAUAGUGAAUUCAAAGGGGGAGUAUCCUAUUCAAAUUGUAUUACACCGGUUUACUAAAGAGACUCACCGAUCGUUGAUCCUUAGUGAGUCUGUUGUGUUACAGAAUUUACUCCAAAUGAAGGGAUUUACGUCGAAGGGAAUUACAAAGACACAAGCGUUGAGAGUGUUAUACGAAUUAAAAGUGAUCGACGAGUUGAGCCGGCCACUCUAUAAACUUCCCAUGCAGAACGAUGACACCAUCAAAGAGGUGUUAAAGUCCAUUGGACCGAAUUACGACUGUUUGGUCAUAGAGACCAUUAAUGUAUUAACAACGUGUUUGAUGGCACAUAAACGACUUGCGUUUGGGCAUUGGGUCUUAUCGCAACACUUGUUGGACUAUUACGAGCGAUUUUUGUUCUGCAAAGACACGAUGUUAUCGAUCAGUAUCAUCCAUUCAAUUAGAAAGUUAGUUGAGACGGAGCCGACGUUUGCGAAGGUCUUUUGUGGGCAUCCGAUAUUUGGCACGAUGUUGUUGAGGUAUUUUGAACAAGAGAACAAAUCGAAUGUGGCGUAUUCCGCGAUAGCUUCGUUGAUCGAAGAUAUCACAACGAAGGCUGGAUACGAUUAUUACGCUUCUGCUAUCUUCAAUGAGAUAGUUGACAUUAAUAGGACGGGCGACAUGUCGAGAGUGUUGAACAACCUUCUGAAAUAUCCAUUCAGGUUUGCGUGUCAAAUGGAUGGCAGAGAAAUCCCGAUACCAAAUGAGCGACUUGAAAUACCCGUUCAAAUGCGAAAGGUUGAAAUGUUGUGUGUAGGGGAUUUACUCGCGAGGACGACUGAAAUAGGGGAGAAGGGGUCUUUUCACUUUUAUGGUGACAGCGCUAUGGACGAAGGCAAGUAG